UCCCAGUUCCCAGACCAGGAGGAGGAGCUCAGUGGAGGAAGUAACUCCACAGAUUGGAUGUGUGUGUGUGUGUGUGUGUGUGUAUGUGUGUUUGAAGCAGUUACCUCCAUAGUGAGAGUGUCGCUAACCACUGGAUUGCUAAACGACAAGCAAAAGACGUCCUCGCGAGGAAUCCACACGCGGACUCGCUCUCGAGGAGUUGAAGAUCAUUUUUUUUGUAUUUUCCCCUCGGUACAGGUUGAAGCGGUGCAGCCGGUCCAGAAGCGAGCAGUAUGCAUUCAGACUGCAGGCUGCUAUGGGCAGAGCGGUAAUGGUGGGCAGGGGACCGACAGGGGCCGGGGUUCUCGUCCUGUCGAUUCUCAUCAUUCUCACCACGGAAGUCGGUCGAGCUCAGAAAGGUGAUGGCUGUGGCCCCAGUGUGCUCGGCCCCAGCAGUGGGACUCUGUCCUCUUUGGGCUACCCAGGGACGUACCCGAACAACACGGUAUGUGAGUGGGAGAUCAGCGUGCCCCGCGGCAACAGGAUCCACUUUCGCUUUGCUGAGCUGGACAUAGAAGACAGCGACUGCCAGGUCAACUACCUCCGCCUCUACAACGGCAUUGGACCUGAGAGGAGUGAGAUUGUGAAGUACUGUGGAUUGGACCAGAAGGUCAAUGAGCUGAUCGAGUCCACUGGCAACCAGGUCACUGUGCAGUUCAUGAGUGGGACCCACCACAGUGGACGUGGAUUCUACCUGUCCUACUCCACCACUGAGCACACAGAUCUAAUCACCUGCCUGGACAAAGGAACUGAUUUCCCCGAGGCAGAGUUCAGCAAAUACUGUCCAGCGGGCUGCUUGACAUCCACUGAGGAGAUUUCUGGAACUAUACCCAAUGGAUACAGAGAGUCCUCUCCUCUGUGUGUGGCAGCGGUCCAUGCAGGUGUGGUGUCCAAUGCUGUGGGCGGGACGAUCAGUGUGGUCAGCAGCAAAGGCAUCCCUCACUAUGAAGCCACACUGGCCAAUAAUGUCACUUCCACUGGAGGAACUUUGUCAAACAGCCUCUUCACAUUCAGGACCAAUGGCUGCUAUGGAACACUGGGUUUAGAGUCUGGUGGUGUGGCAGACACUCAGCUGUCUGCUUCCUCUGUGUGGGAGUGGAGCAACAUGGUUGGUCAGCACAGUGUGUGGGCGCCAUCAGGGGCGCGGCUUAAAAAGAUGAGGCUGCCCUGGGCACCUUCUCAAAGUGACCAGCAGCAGUGGUUGCAGAUCGAUCUCAAGAGGGAGAAGAGGAUCACAGGCAUCACCACCACGGGCACUACCCUAAGAGAAUACCAGUACUAUGUUUCAGCAUACCGGGUCCAGCACAGUAACGAUGGCCUGCAGUGGCACAUCUACAGGGAAGCAAAUUCUACACAAGACAAGGUCUUUCAAGGCAACAUCAACUACCUGCAUGAGGUGAGGAAUAACUUCAUUCCUCCAAUUGAGGCCCGUUUUUUGAGGAUAAAUCCAACCCUGUGGCACCAGAGAAUCGCACUCAAGUUGGAGCUGCUUGGAUGUCCAAUUUCUGCAGUGAGCCGGAGGCCAGAGCCGAGGCCGAGGAUGUUACCCCCCUCUCGUUAUACUCCACCACCCGCGGGUACAAAACGACCACCUCACCUUGGCCAAACCACACACACCCCAGACAUCCGAAAUACUACUAUGCCUCCUCAUACUGGCAACGAUGUGGCGCUAGCAGCUGUUCUGGUGCCGGUGUUGGUCAUGGUUUUUACUGCCCUCAUCUUGAUUGCAGUGUGUGCUUGUCACUGGAGGAGCAGGAAAAAAAGCUCUGAAGGAACAUAUGAUCUCCCUCACUGGGAUCGCACAGACUGGUGGAAAAGCAUGAAGCAGCUGUUGCCCUCCAAGAUGGUGGAGACGGAGGAGUCAGUUCGGUACAGCAGUAGCGAGGUGGGCCGGCUAACAGGAAGGAGUGCUGUGCCCAGACUGCACGCUGAACCUGCAGAAUAUGCUCAGCCCCUGGUGAGCGGUGUCACAACAUUGGGCGCCCGGUCAACCUUUAAACCAGACGAGGGGCCUGAUCCAGGAUAUUCGGAUCCUGACCUGUACGACGCUCCCAUCUCACCAGACGUAUACCACGCUUACGCUGAACCCCUGCCAGCUUCGGGAUCUGAGUACGCUACACCCAUUGUGGUUGAUAUGGGUUGCCACCCGUCAGGGGGCACCUCUUUGAGCCAGCCCUCCACAGUGUGCAGUUUCAUGAAUGCCGGGCCGGCCUCCCUGCUCACACGGACAGACAGUGGCCAUUCGGGGAGGUCGGCUUAUGACACGCCCAAGAAUGCCACUGGACAGGUCACACCCACUGAGGAUCUGACCUAUCAGGUGCCUCAGUGUAGCACUCAGAAGCCAAUGGGAAAGAGCUGAAGAGUCUGGAUAAACAUGACCUUAAUGUGCCCCUCUCUGCCAACACAACCCGAUGGACAAAGAUAGAGGGGUUGUCAGUGUGAACCUGUGAGCCCCGUAGCCCGGGCUUCAGUCUUGAAUGAACACUACCUUAGCCUUAGAUUCAUCUGGAGAUGUCUGUAUUGCCUAAAUGUUUCUGCAUGGCCACAGUCUGCUUGUGUAGUGCCAUUACAGUCCUAUCACUGAAACCACAAUGAUGAAUGUGUCCGGUGUGAGAGGCGAAGGAAGAGAGGAAACAAAGAUGGAAAGGAGAAAGCUGACUACUGUUUGAUAACGACUUUGUCCCUGUUCUGUGAUCGUUGGUAGUUCUGUGAAACUGUGAUUUCCAUUAUUUCAUUGUUAUUUUGUUACAUACUGAAUCAGGUCUAACCGAAAUGUACCUGAUGAUUUACAUAAAGAAAAUUUAAGGGUUCUCUUACUGAAUUUACUGCAUGUUGCAUAAAGUACCCUACAUCGGAGGUCAAAGAACUCUUCUUUCUAGAGAAACUGUAGUUUACCACGGUACGUUUUGUCUUACUUCGUUUCAAAGCAUGACUUGAAAUUGUGUAUAGUUCUAGUAAUUCCAUUACUGCUAACCUGUUAAAACUCUCAGAUGAUUUACUGAUAUUUAUUUUUAUUUCACAUCCUGCUGAUGGGGAGAAACUCUUAUUAAAAAUAGCCCAGCAUUAACCCUCACUGACUACAGAUCAAAGAAUCGUGGUUGCACUGUUGUGGACAACUUACUGACAGUAGUUUUUAGAUUAACCUUGUCACACGUUGCAUUUAAACUUAAACAGGCAGAUAGGGACAAUCGAUCUAAUGACCUCCCCUAAAAGAAAAUACUUUCUGUCAAACAAAAUGUUGCCUUUUUCUGUGUUUGUGCAAUGUUAAUUCACAGCAGAACCAACUUUCACAAUUGUGCCAUCAGUCUAGCCAAAUGAUCAUUAAAACAGUCUUAAUGUAGGAAAGAACAGAUUUUAAAGUCCUAGUUAGUUAAUGAUGUCCUAGAAAAGAGGUAGAUAGGCAAAUCUGUUACAGCUGAUAAUUUCAUAAUUUCCUACGUGUUUGUCCUGAAUUUUUAGAUUUUCUUUGUGCAUUGUGGUGAUUGUCUCAUGUCCAAAUGCAUCCAAGUGUGACUUCUUCUUCCCUUGUAUCUAUGUGUGUCAACAUCUGUAUGUGUGGUAUGCUGUUUUUGACAUUUAAGUCCUGUGCGUUUUUUUUCUUUUUUGGACUGUUCUAAUGCGUCUUAUAGAUGUAGUAGGAUGUAUUCAGUCGUCGUCUGUAGCACCAGUAGACUGCAUUCCCCUCCUGUCCACCUGUGGUACUGAUCUGACCAAACACUCUAUGACAGGAGUGCAGAUGGAAAGAAAAUGGAACAAGCUGCUUCAUGAAAUUACAGAGGUGUUUUUCACACAUCUGUGCUACCAGUCAUGCUUUGAUUAUGCUCAGUGACCAAGGCAAUCUACAGAGUUCUGGUGCUCCCUGAUCACAGAGGGAUUAUGUUCAUGUGGCUCUCGCUGAUUGUAUAUAGAGAAAUAAAGAGUUUUAAAAGAAAA
Messenger RNA from Scatophagus argus, 3972 nucleotides. It is a transcript of the gene dcbld2, whose product is annotated as discoidin, CUB and LCCL domain containing 2. The transcript has 15 exons. The record is from RefSeq and is a predicted model, not a curated record. Bases 296 to 2398 code for a protein of 700 amino acids. Lineage: Eukaryota; Metazoa; Chordata; Actinopteri; Scatophagidae.